AAUUAAAAUAAGACAUUUUGAAUUAAAUUGAAAACUUCAAACAUGAAUAAUACUCCAUAUCAUCUACUCAAAUGUUGUCCCUCGUUAAAUUGUAACCAAUUAUUUCGAUCAUUCAAAAUAAUUAAUAAUGUUCAAUCAAUAACCUUAAGCAAUGUCGUUUUUCUAUGCAACAAUUUAUAAGAAAUCGAUUAGACAGAAUUAUUAUUGCUCUAUGUAACAAUUCUAUGAACCCCCAAAAACAAAAAUCUCACUCCACCUCCAUGGAGGAAACGACUAAUUACUCAAAGAUACCCGAAUAUCCCAACCCAUUUAAAAACAGAAAAAACAAACCAAGAAAACAAUUUUCAGACGAAAAAAUUAACAUUAAAUCAACAGAAUUAUAAAGAACUAAAAAAUAAAAAAAUAAACAGAGAGAUACAAUGAUACAAGCAUACAACCGUACAAGUGUAGAAAGCACACAACAGAAUGACCCCCCAAAACGAAACCAAAAUCACACAACCAAUCAGAAAGUAGAAAGCAAGAUAUGGUUUUGGCAACACCCAUUUUCUCUUUCCUCCCCUCCAAUUUUCUUCGGCAUAUGCUUUUCUUCUUCCAGCAUCUCCUCCCAAAAUCCAAUUAUCCCUCCCUCCACUUUCCUCUCUUUAAAUACCUUCCGCCAUUGUUAAACCUUCCAUUUUCUCUCUCCUCUCUUCAACAAUGGCGUCUUCACUUUCACCGCACACUAGCCAUGUCGCCACUACCUCUUCUCACAAUCACAGGAGUAGAAAUUCUCUCUCCUACUUCACUGAUUAUCAUCACACUUCUUCUACUUUCCUCCCUUUUCGUAAACUCAACCUCGUUUCUCUCUCCUCUUCUCAUUCUCUCUCUUCUUCUUCGUCCUCGGCUUCUUCGCAGCUGGUGACUCGCGUUUCGACGGCGCCGGUGGGGUACGCGACUCCGGCGCCGGAGUUUGAUUUCGAGAAGGAGAUUGCUCGGCUAAGAAGCUUGAAGUUGAAGCUAUCAAAUGCAGGGAGUUUAGAUAGGAAGCACCGAGUCAUUGAUAAUGACUCGCGAGUUAGCCGAUUCUUCAAUUCGAGUCUGAGUGAUAUUUCUAGGGUUUUGGAAUCGGUGGAAUUGGAGUCGUUUGAGAUGUAUUUGAUCAAAUGUGUUGUUGCGGCGGGGCAGGAGCAUGUAAUUAGCUAUGGAGUGGAGGAAGAAGAGGAGGAGAGAGAAUUUGAGAGUAGUCGAAGUUCGUUGAAGAGUGCGUUGUUUUCGUUGGCGGAGAUGAUUGAGAGCUGGGAUAUGGUGGGAGGUGGUGCAGGGAAUGGUAAGAUGGGGAUGAGUAAGUUAAUGGAGGAAGAAGUUGCUGCUCUGAAGAAGCUGUUGAAGACUUUGGCUGAAAUGGAAAGGUUUUAUGAUUGCAUUGGUGGAAUUAUUGGAUACCAGUUAACUGUCUUAGAGCUUCUUGCUGAGUCAGUUACUGGGCAAACCAUGAAUAGUUCCCAGCACAUGAAAGAGUCGAUGAAAUGCCAAUUCGUUGAAAUUCAUUCUCCCAAGGGGGUUGACCUUUCAAGAAAUACAGAGUAUGCAUCACAAGCAGCUAUAUGGGGAAUCGAGGGUUUGCCAUAUCUUGGUGAAAUCUAUCCUCUGGGUGGCUCUGCGGAUAGGCUUGGUUUCGUUGAUUCUGAAACGGGUGAAUGUCUUCCUGCAGCUAUGCUGCCUUACUGUGGACGGACUUUGCUGGAAGGACUUAUUAGGGAUCUCCAGGCUAGAGAAUUUUUGUAUUUCAAGCUAUAUGGACAACAGUGCAUCACCCCCGUUGCCAUCAUGACAAGUGCUGCAAAGAAUAACCAUGAACGCAUCUGUUCACUUUGUGAGAAACUUAAAUGGUUUGGAAGAGGUCGAUCAACAUUUCAACUGUUUGAGCAGCCUCUUGUUCCAGCCAUCAGUGCCAAAGAUGGGGAAUGGUUGGUUUCUGAACCGUUUACUUUAGUUUGCAAGCCUGGAGGUCAUGGGGUAAUAUGGAAGCUUGCUUAUGAUAAAGGUGUCUUCCAAUGGUUUCACAAUCAUGGACGUAGAGGUGCAACUGUUCGGCAAGUCAGUAAUGUUGUGGCUGCAACAGAUUCUACCCUACUGGCUUUGGCUGGAGUUGGUUUGCACCACAAAAAGAAACUAGGCUUUGCAUCUUGUCAGAGGACUUCCGGGGCUACUGAAGGAAUUAAUGUUCUCGUUGAGAAAAAGGAAAUAAGCGGCAAGUGGGCUUAUGGAUUUUCAUGCAUUGAAUACACUGAGUUUGACAAAUUUGGGAUCCCAGCAGCUUCUUCAUCAAAGAGCACACUAGCAGACUUCCCAGCCAAUACAAACAUUUUGUAUGUUGAUUUGCGUUCUGCGGAGCAAGUCGGAUCACGCAAUGAUGAGAGCAGUUUACCAGGAUUGGUUCUAAAUAUCAAAAAACAAAUUGAAUAUGUGGACCAUUAUGGCAUCAAGCACAGUGUUUCUGGUGGCAGGCUGGAAUGCACAAUGCAAAAUAUUGCAGACAACUUUUGCAAUACAUAUCCAUCUCGGUGUUAUGGAGUAAAGGAAGAUGUCCUAGAUACAUUUAUGGUUUAUAAUGAACGAAGAAGGGUCACCUCAUCUGCCAAGAAAAAAAGAAGGCUGGGUGGCAAGUCGCUACACCAGACUCCAGAUGGAGCGUUGUUGGAUAUUACGAGGAAUGCAUAUGAUCUCCUUUCCUACUGUAAUAUAAAAAUUCCUGAAGUGGGAGGUAACGAAAAUUACAUUAAUUCUGGUCCACCAUAUCUCAUCUUUUUGCAUCCUGCUUUGGGCCCUCUUUGGGAGGUUUCUAGGCAAAAGUUUCAUGGAGGCUCCAUCUCCAAGGGCUCAGAGUUGCAAAUUGAGCUUGCUGAGUUCUUCUGGAGAGAUGUUCAGCUUGAUGGCAGCAUGAUCAUUGUUGCUGAAAAUGUGAUGGGCACUAUGAAGACUGAUGAGAGUAGGGAACCUCUGUUAGAGUAUGGUUACAGAUGUGCAAGGUGUAAGUUGCAAAAUGUCAAGGUACUGAACAAAGGAAUUGACUGGGAACCUGAAGGGAAUAUAUACUGGAGGCACGAGGUGCAUCGGAAUGAGUGUUUGAAGGUUAUGCUGCAUGGAAAUGCUGAAUUUGAGGCUACUGAUGUUACUCUCAAGGGAAGUCAUUUAUUUGAGGUUCCUGAUGGUUAUAGGUUGAAGGUUACAUCUGCAGAUCCAGGUAUAUCCUUGCAAUUAGACCCCAUCGAAGACUCUAAGAAAGAUACUGGAAGCUGGUUUUGGAAUUACAAGAUGGAUGGAGCACAUGUAAAGUUGGAAAUGGUAGAAUUGUGAUUCACUAAUUGCAUUCUUCACUUCCACCGAUGUGAAUAAUUGUUCACGGAAGAACUUGGGUGAUGAAUGUUCUGCUAUACCCUCUGAUUGGUUGAACAGAAGUUGAACCUUCACACGACAUUCUUUGCUUAUGUGCUAUAAAAGAGAUUAGAAAGGCUUGUGUCUCCUUUAAAUUUGGCCUCUCUAUAUCUCAAUGCACAUUUUCUGUAUGUAACCUCUGCUUGUACAUGAUAUGUAUAAUAUCAUAAUUGUUUUUGAAUUUUAUUUAUUAAUGAAGUAAUGUUAUAUAGUUCAAGUGAAAUUAAUUCCA
Molecule: messenger RNA, 3646 nt
Organism: Chenopodium quinoa (quinoa)
Lineage: Eukaryota; Viridiplantae; Streptophyta; Magnoliopsida; Caryophyllales; Amaranthaceae
Product: UTP--glucose-1-phosphate uridylyltransferase 3, chloroplastic-like
Exons: 17
Coding region: 697-3336 (879 amino acids)
Biological process (GO): UDP-N-acetylglucosamine biosynthetic process
Molecular function (GO): UDP-N-acetylglucosamine diphosphorylase activity
Source: RefSeq, a predicted model, not a curated record